Messenger RNA from Saccostrea cuccullata (small rock oyster), 396 nucleotides. Its product is annotated as ribonuclease Oy-like. The transcript has 5 exons. The coding region runs from base 51 to 389 and encodes 112 amino acids. NCBI's taxonomy places the organism in Eukaryota, Metazoa, Mollusca, Bivalvia, Ostreida, Ostreidae. Gene Ontology annotation, molecular function: RNA binding; ribonuclease T2 activity. The record is from RefSeq and is a predicted model, not a curated record.
UGCUUGAUUAAUUUACUUCAUGUUGCGAGUGAAUUCCUAAAACAGUCGAAAUGAAGAUGAAGAACCGCAUUGCUCAGUGCAUUUGUAUAAUUGGCAUCAUUUCGACAGUGUACAAUGAGGAGAGGGAAUGGGAUUCGUUUGUAUUGACUCUGACUUGGCCAGUCACGAUGUGUAAAUUUUGUAAUUUGGUUGACAAAAAGUGUGUUGUUCCUGCAAAGAUGUGGGAAAUUCAUGGUCUUUGGCCUGGUUACAGUAACGGUGAUUGUGCUCCACGGGGUUGCAGCCUAUCCCAUCCAUUCAAGAAAAGUGAAAUAAAGGUCUUGUUAGACAGACUAAACAAAUACUGGCCAAAUCAGCUGCCUGAAAGACCUCAUUAUGACUUCUGGUAAGUCUAAC